AUGGAGCUCGAAGAGGCUUCUCAAAGUACUGUGGACCCAGAAGUCCGGGCGUAUGUUUACAGUCUUGUCUCCGCCCUUGGUGGGACGGCGGCCGACGAAGACGGCCGCUAUGUGCUUGGAGACGACGCGUUGGCAUGUCUCAAGGAUCUCAGGAAGUGGUUGAAACUACACGAUGAGAAGGCAAACCGAUUGGAUGUGGCAAGGUGUCUUGCGGAAGCGAAUCUGGUCAAAGGAGAUUUACUGGAGAUCCUGUCAGCGUGGCCAGACUCAGCAACGGAAGACAAGAUCAAGUCAAAGAUUGCGCUGGCAUGUCUGGAACUGCUGGUACCCUUGACAUGGCCAAUUGAGAAGAACGACAUUCAGAUGACUGUGAACCACCAUCGCCAUGUACCAUACCUUCAACUAGCACAGACAUCAUACAAGCGCGCAAUACUCGAACAUGAGUCCGCGACAGUGCUGCGAACAACGGUGCGCAUUGGUCUGCCCUCGAUCGCUCUUCCAAUGGGUGAGCGAAGCUCUCGUGAUGAAGGAAUCAUCAAGCUUCUCUUGUACUUCUUCAGAAACGUUGCCAUGAUCUCUCCGCCGCAGAACCUGCCAAACGAAGGUAAGGAUGGCGAAGUUUCAAGAUCUGCUACCGUCGAGGCCUUCCACCGCCAGGAUGUCCUUGCUUUACUUCUCACAAUCUCUUCGAACAUGGGCGAAGACUUCAAUACACAAGAUACGGUUAUUAUGGAGGUGCUCUUCCAUCUCCUUAAAGGCGUGGACGUGGAGAAGCUAUUCAUGGACAAGAAACAAUUCAAGUCCAGGAACGAAGAUGAACUUAAGUCCUUGUUGGCACAAGAAGCUGGCAUGCAUAGAAGCUACGCAAAGAACGCCCCCACAAGACACAACCGAUUUGGAACCAUGAUCUGGGUCAAACGUGACGACGCAGGGAAAGUCUCCACAGUGUCGGGCCAGGACGUAUUGAAGGACAGUCAGCAAGCCCUGUCAAAGAUGGACCAGACAAAGAAAUGGAACAAGCCCAAGCAGCGAGUCAAGAACGAAGAGCCAGCUUACGACCGCUUUGACAUGCCAGUGCCAUUGACGGAAUCUGCGAGUACUCAUCUCCGUGCCUUUGUGGAAGAAUUUCUCGAUUCCGGCUUCAACCCUUUGUUCAACCACAUUCGAAAGGCCAUCGAACGAGAAGCCGAGCGGGUGCUUGAGGCCCAGCAGCAACAAUUCUUCUACCUGGUCUCCUGGUUCCUCGAAGCUGAACGUGUGCGGCGCAGGAAGAAGAAAGAAGCAAAGAAGAGAACAAGGGACAAGAAGCUGGAAGAGACCUUCGAGGCCGACAGCUUCGCACUAAUAGCCACUGUUCUGAAUCAGGAAUCUUUCAUCCUUCUCAACCGUUUCAUGCAAGAUCGUCUGGAUUUAAAGUCAUGGCGAGAGGUCCAAGCAGGUAUGCGAUGCUUUACCCAAAUUCUCCUGAUUGUCCAAGACAUGGCGGAGUCACCGCUUGAGGAAGACCAGGAAAUUGCAGAGAACAUACAAAACCGUAUCUUCUACGAAGAGACAACGCAUGACAGAAUCAUCGCUAUCCUCCGUGGCUACAAAGAUCAAGGCUUCGGAUACCUAGACUCCUGCACCGAGCUCUCACACGUCUUCCUACGCAUACUUGAACGCUACUCUCGAGAGAAUGUCGACCUGCAAGUGCGAUCACGUCGGAGGGCGCGAAAAUCAAAGAAAGCUACUGUAAAACAGCGUCAACAGACUGAUGGAGAUGACGAAGAUGAAGCCUCUGAGAUGGAAGAUGUCGCCGAAGCGGAGCGAGUGUCUCGGGAACGCAAGUUCGACUUCACACGCUUCUCCACCAAAUUCAUGACUCAAGCCUGCAUAGAUACUUUCGUCUCCUUCACCAAAUACUAUACCGAUCUGGACACCGAGCAGUUAAAACGUGCUCAUCGAUUUUUCUACCGCGUUGCCUUCAAGCAGGAUCUCAGCGUCAUGCUCUUCCGACUCGACAUCAUUGCUUUGUUCAAUAAGAUGAUUAAGGGACCUGAGGGUCUUGACUCAGCUGGACCAAUGUUCAGGGAAUGGGAUGAGCUGGUAAGGCAACUGGUCAAGAAGAUGAUCAAGAAGCUCGAGCAGAGACCAGAGUUAGCAGUCGAACUGCUCUUCAGCAAAAUCAACUCCACGACCUACUACCUCGAAUACGGCUAUGACAAGCAGACCACUUCCUCCAAACCCAGACCACCAGCUGCCCUAGAAGUGCGAGGGUCGAUGACCACCGAAGAGCAGAUCGGCGUCAUAGUAGCAGUUCUUUACGACAACAAAAUUGAUCAGGUCGACUGGGUGUCCAGAACGCUCUCCUCCGCAGCCGAGGAGCGUCAAUCCUGGGAAUCUGAAGCCUUAGCUCGGCAAACUCAAUCCCAAUCCCGCCCUGAGCCCGGCUCAGAAAUACCAGCAGACCAGGCCGAGACCACCUCCAAAGCGCCCUCAAUAAUCGUCACACCAGACACCGACUCUCUUCGCACCGCCAUCUUCAAAGAAGCCAGACUCCGUCUCCUGAUGACCCUCUCUGGCAUGGAACGUUUGGGCAUCGAAGACGAGCUCAACGCUACCUGGAUUAUCCCUUCUUCUCUCACCUCUGCAGAACUCCGCCAUACGCACGAAACAAUAGAGCAACACCGCAAGAACCCCGUCUUCGAAUACGGUGACGAUGACCCCUUGUCAGCCGAAGAACUGCUUCACCGUAAGCCUGCCGAAAAAGGUAAGAAAGCAGAGUACGACGAUGACUCCGAGGGCGACGGUAUCGUCAGCGAUAAUGACGCAGAGAACGAGUUCCUCUUUCCCUUCAGCGGUCCCGUCGACAGACCCAAUGCUCAUCACAGGGCCCUCGACGCACUCAAAGCCAAGCGCCGAAAGCGCCGUCACUCUGACCCUAUGGAACUCGACGACGAGACUCUAGAAGCAAGACGCAAAGCGAGGGACAAAGCGGACCGGGAGAAGGCGAGGAAAGUCAAGAGUGCUGAGUUCAUAAGGGACAGCGAUGAUGAAAGCGAUGAAGAGCGUGAUCGAGCAUUCUUUGCAAGGGAGGAGAUGCGAAGAGGGGGGCAGAGGGAGAAAAUUAGGGAGGCCUUUGCGGCGGGGAGGGUGAAGAAGAAUAUUGAAGGUGAGGCUGUGAAACCUGCAGCAAGAAGCACGAAAGCGAGCAGGAAGAGGAAGAGUGCUGGUGGUAGGGGAGAAAGCGGGAGGAAGAGGAGGAAGGAGGAUAGUGGCUCGAGCGAUGACGGAAGUGACAAUGACGAGAACAUGGCUACGGACAAUGGUUCUUCCUCACCAGCUCGCCGUGCCGAGUCAAUUUCAAGUGCAGAAAGUGAGGACAAAGUCACACCGCUAUCCUCGCCUCCGCUUGUUGGUCUAUCCUUAUCAUCGAACGGAGCCGGAGAUCCAGUACAUCUCGAGUCUUCCCCCUCUGAAGAGGGCGCCGCAAAGGUUCCUGCAAUGGCUUUGGAUGCAAGGGAUGGGGAGGAGAACGGAGAGAAUGAGGAAGAUGAGGAAGAUGACAUCUGGAUAUCCACAGCUAGGAGAAGGGGGCGGGUUGCAGUGCUGGAGGAUAGUGAUGAUGAAUAA
Molecule: messenger RNA, 3612 nt
Organism: Letharia columbiana
Lineage: Eukaryota; Fungi; Ascomycota; Lecanoromycetes; Lecanorales; Parmeliaceae
Exons: 2
Coding region: 1-3612 (1203 amino acids)
Biological process (GO): DNA replication checkpoint signaling; replication fork arrest; DNA repair
Cellular component (GO): replication fork protection complex
Molecular function (GO): DNA binding
Source: RefSeq, a predicted model, not a curated record